Molecule: messenger RNA, 1188 nt
Organism: Vitis vinifera (wine grape)
Lineage: Eukaryota; Viridiplantae; Streptophyta; Magnoliopsida; Vitales; Vitaceae
Product: trafficking protein particle complex II-specific subunit 130 homolog
Exons: 4
Coding region: 157-552 (131 amino acids)
Biological process (GO): intra-Golgi vesicle-mediated transport; early endosome to Golgi transport
Cellular component (GO): TRAPPII protein complex
Source: RefSeq, a predicted model, not a curated record
CCUGUCACUAUGGAACCUGCUGGAUCUGAGGGUUCUACACAGGAUUUAAUCUUCAGGAGUGCUCUUGUUUUACAGAGACCUGUGAUGGAUCCGUGCCUUGCAGUUGGUUUUCUUCCUCUUUCUUUAGGAGGCCUUAGAGUUGGGUAGCUAGUAACCAUGAAAUGGAGAGUUGAAAGGUUGAAGGAUUUUGAUGAGAAUGCAGUUUCUCAAAACAAUGAUGAGGUAUUAUACGAAGUCAAUGCAAAUUCUGAGAAUUGGAUGAUUGUCGGGAUGAAGAGAGGCCAUGUAUCACUCUCAACAAAGCAAGGUUCGAGGAUAGUUAUUUCUAUUUUGUGCAUGCCACUGAUGGCCGGAUACGUACAUCCCCCAAAGCUUGGGCUUCCAAACGUAGAUGAGGCAAAUAUAAGUUGUAACCCUGCUGGCCCCCACCUGUUUCUCCAGGUCAUCAAUAACUGCAAUAACACCCAUUUCCAGGUGCCCAUUCUUCCAAGGUUGAAGCUUACAACAAUCAUUUCAUUCUUCUAUGGCCACUACGGAGGUGAUGUACGCUAAAACUACUUGUUACUUUACACAUUCAAUCCAUCUGAAUCACAUUACAAUUUGGUUAUCAUUGCUAUAUUGUUAAUAACUUCUAAUCAAUUUUCUUUUAACUAGUUUGAAAUUAAAUUUGCCUAUGCCAAUUCGUUAACAUGUGACAGGAAAUCUUGGAGAAGUACUAUGCAGCAGAAUGCGCAAUAAAUUCAUAUCAAAAGGGCAUUCAGCAGCAGCUUGGCAUCAUGCGUGGUCUGAUCCAUAGAUUGGAUGCUCGAAGAGAAAGAAGUGUACAUUCCCCUACUGCUGGUCACUCGGGCUAUGCAGCGGAUGAAUUUCCCGAGGCCGAGCAUGAUUCACCCUAUGCCCGAUAUGACAUGCCAUUCCAUCGCACUGAAGAAGUACCAGACACUCCUAUUCGACAUCUACCUAUUAUUGGGGCUCGUAUGGAGGAGGUUGCUGUUGUCAGCGAUACUCGAUUGUAAUGAUGUAUUGUUUCAUAAUGUCAUGUUUUUCAAGGCUCCAUUGUAAUGAUGUAUUAGAUUAUGACAGAAAAUGUUUUUUUGGUCAUUUACAAUGCCACCCUCAUUCUUCUAUACAAGAUUGGUUCACGAUUUUUAUCAAACUAUAACAAGCAAGGACUCUUGUUUACUAUCA